UUCACGCGUGAAGGAGGGCUUUCUUCUCCCCCGUCUGGUACGUUUCCUGCGGAACUCACAAGCAUCCUCCGCAGCUCCGGCCAACCAGCUACAGCCACAGAAGGCGUGGUGCAGGAACUCUCGUUAGCUACUAGGAGAAGAGAUGAAGGACAUAAUGGGGAUCCCCGGGACGCUGGGCGGCUUGGCGCUGCGGGUUUCGCAGUUCGUGUGCGCUGCCGGUUCUCUGGCAGCCAUGCUCUCCGCUUAUGGCUUCUCCAACUACAGCGCCUUCUGUUACUUGGUUCUUCAAAUGACCCUGCAGCUUAUUUGGAGUUUCAUCCUUGUUUGUAUUGAUAUCCAUUCUUUGAAGAUUAACUGGGACCUUCGCAGCACUGGGAAUUUAUGGAAGUAUGUUAUAGGUGACUGGAUCUUGGCGAUCGGCUCACUGGCAGCAGCUUCUUCCGCUACCGCUGUGGCCAUUCUUCUUGCGAUAGAUGUCGAAUUCUGCAGGGUGAACCCGUAUCUCUCAUGCAGCCGGUACAAGGUUUUUGUCAUUCUAGCAUCCAUGGCAUGGUCAUUCAUAGCUGCAUCUGCAGGUUCCACAUUCUGGCUGCUUGUUUCACUUUCCGAGUAACUUCUUGUGUUCGAUAACCAUCCUGUUGCAACUCUGCUUGAGAAAUUUAAAAUUUAAUUAGAAUGGAAAUGUAGCUGUUGCCCUGUGUAGAUUUACAAUGUACUUUGUCUGAGAGAUUUCUCAUAGUCUAACAGCCAUUCAAAGAGCCAUGGAAGAAGGAUUCUGUAUGUUGGUGGGAGAGGACGAGACGUGAACCAUAUUA
Molecule: messenger RNA, 815 nt
Organism: Panicum hallii
Lineage: Eukaryota; Viridiplantae; Streptophyta; Magnoliopsida; Poales; Poaceae
Product: CASP-like protein 5B3
Exons: 3
Coding region: 143-613 (156 amino acids)
Cellular component (GO): membrane
Source: RefSeq, a predicted model, not a curated record